AUGCUGCUCCUUUGCACCCAGGCUGCUCUGGCUACUCCAGCUAUAGCUAAGUUGGCCCUACAUGCUGCUGGGUCUGCUAUUUUGGAAGACACAAUCCAGAAACCUUGGCGUUUUCCAAGUGCCAUUAAGUCUGCAGGCUCACAGAAUGCAAGAGUUGUGGAGGCAUGGCAGGCUCCACCCUCAUUUCAAGGGAUAUAUGGAAAAGCAUGGAGAUGCAGGAAGAGAUUUGAUGCAGGGGUAGAGACACUGCAGAGAACCUUCAAUAACACAAUGCUAAGCAGAAAUGUGGGGUUGAAGUUGCAGCAGAGAAACCCCAGGAGGUCCAUGCCUGGUGGAGCAAUGGGAGUGGGACCACCACCAAGACCCCAGAAUAAUAGAGCUACCAGUGUGCAAUGCCAGCCUGGAACAGAUGAAGCAUGA
Messenger RNA from Galeopterus variegatus (Sunda flying lemur), 420 nucleotides. Its product is annotated as putative B-lymphocyte activation-related protein BC-1514. The coding region runs from base 1 to 420 and encodes 139 amino acids. The transcript has a single exon. NCBI's taxonomy places the organism in Eukaryota, Metazoa, Chordata, Mammalia, Dermoptera, Cynocephalidae. The record is from RefSeq and is a predicted model, not a curated record.